GUCAUUAUGAUGCCAAAGAUUUUCUGUUAUAUUAUUAUUAUGGAGGAAUGAUCUACACAGCUCUGAAGAACUAUGAAAAAGCUCUGUAUAUGUAUGAAAUAGCAAUAACAACACCCAGUAUGGCUGUCAGUCAUAUCAUGUUAGAAGCUUACAAAAAGUACAUCCUUGUUGCUCUUAUUCUACAUGGAAAGGUUCCCAAUCUACCAAAAUAUAUAUCACAGGUAGUCACAAGAUAUAUAAAGCCAUUAUGCCAGGCUUACCAUGAUCUGGCUUUGACUUACGGAUCUAACACGCCCUCCGAGUUACGAGCCACAGUAAACAAGUAUCAGGAAACCUUCACCAGGGAUAACAAUAUGGGCUUGGUAAAACAGUGCAUUACCUCACUUUACAAGAAAAAUAUUCAAAGAUUAACGAAGACAUUUUUAACACUAUCUUUGGCCGAUAUGGCUAAUCGUGUACAAUUAGCCAGUCCUAAAGAAGCAGAAAAAUAUGUUCUACACAUGAUAGAAGAUGGUGAAAUAUUUGCCUCUAUUAAUCAAAAAGAUGGUAUGGUCAGUUUCCAUGACAACCCAGAGCAGUACAAAAGUGCUGGCAUGCUACUACAAUUAGAUAAAGAGAUGCAGAAAGCCAUUCUGGUAGAGGAAAAGCUACGAGAAAUGGACAGAGAAAUUGCAGUCAAUCCUCAGUUUGUUCAAAAGAGUUCUGGUUCUCAUGAAGAUGAUUUACCAGGAAGCUCAAUAAAAGGUCAAGGAUAUUAAUGGAGACUGAUACCUCAGUUACAGUGUUAUUUUGUAAAGGACUGGUAUAUUGUGUAACUUCUGUUACAUGUGUAAACCAUUAAAGUGUAAUAAAAUUUUACUUGUCAAAAGAAA
Saccostrea cuccullata (small rock oyster) is the source of this 872-nucleotide messenger RNA. Its product is annotated as COP9 signalosome complex subunit 3-like. NCBI's taxonomy places the organism in Eukaryota, Metazoa, Mollusca, Bivalvia, Ostreida, Ostreidae. Gene Ontology annotation, biological process: ubiquitin-dependent protein catabolic process. The record is from RefSeq and is a predicted model, not a curated record. Gene Ontology annotation, cellular component: COP9 signalosome. Bases 48 to 758 code for a protein of 236 amino acids. The transcript has 9 exons.